Monomorium pharaonis (pharaoh ant) is the source of this 2963-nucleotide messenger RNA. RefSeq names its product protein C1orf194. The record is from RefSeq and is a predicted model, not a curated record. Lineage: Eukaryota; Metazoa; Arthropoda; Insecta; Hymenoptera; Formicidae. The coding region runs from base 285 to 872 and encodes 195 amino acids. The transcript has 4 exons.
ACCAUUCUCAGUUCAACACAGAACCGCGCUCUGAAUUUGAAUUAUCCAUUGCAGAGAGAUAUCUGAGUCACGAAAAUGACGACAAGAUGGAGCAUGGAAAGUGUUUUUUCUGGCAAAGUAAUAUCGACAUAACUCUGCGUCUGUAUAGCAUGUUUUUAUUCGUUACUACGGAAACUACUCUUUCGGAGAUUUUCAGUGCAUUUCGUGCAGAGAGCAAGUCGUAGCAAACAAACAUCAAAUAUCAUCUUUCUCAUUCACGAAGUGUUGGGAUAGGUCGCACGAUAAUGGCCCAGACAUUCUAUGUUCGGAAUCCUUAUCCCGUGCCGGAUAUCUCCCGCGAAGGAGCAUGGAUAUCACGCGGGCCCGUGCUGGGAGAUAAAGUCUCACCGUCGGAUAGAGACUGGAACGUCAAACUGAGCGUUCACGAGCGCCUCUUCGCUCAUCACACCCUGAACAGCAUCCGCAGGGAUCGUCGACUCGUCAGACCGCAGGUACCGCGCGACGCUCUCGAUCUAGCACUAAACAGCGUUUAUGCUCACAGUCGGGACACCCUAGUACCGAAGAUGUACGUACCGAUUCAGCCGGAAACCCUCGGCAGAGAGACUUGGCGUGUCUUGCGAAACGAGAUCAAGAUUAUACCGGAACCACCUAAGCCAGAUAGACCGAUGCACGUGAGCGGUCAUCCGGACGAGGAACUUAAAUCGGUGGUACGGGCACCUUUAUCGGCGGAUAAAUCGAGGUGUCAUAGCGGGCCAACUUUGCCGCGGAGAAUUCAUCCGAGCAGUGUGAAAUUAAAUAUCGAGGGCCCUCAUAUGGACCAAUCGAAUCCUGGAUACAGUCGCAAAAUCGACGGAACUUUUUACAGUAUUUAAACAUGGAUUUGGCUGGUGUUUGAGCGGCACGCUUGGAGAACGUUCGGAUUAAGCUGAAACCUGCAAUUCGCCGAAUGAAGCUCCCGCUUUUACAAAUACCAUUAUCGCUAUUGGCAUAAUCUGGCGAGAUUUACGUUUUAGAACAGCCCGAGAAGCAGCGAAUCGUCAGCGUCACUGUAACUGCAGAAACCGAUUGUAUUAGAGGACUUUUGUACAUCCCGAAGACGCGUGAUAUAAUUUAUAUAAUUAGUCGCGUCAAUCGUCGCCGUUACUUUGCAGCGUGUAACAAAAAUAUCUGAUUAUUCUAUCUACCCAUGCUAAUCUGAUCAUGUUGACAAAUUCAUCCGAUUGGCUCACGAGCUUGCCUUGGCUAUCGCGAUCAGAAAUCUCCCGCACGCAUUUUCGCCCCUUUGACAAUUCGAGGCGCAGGCGGCCCGAAGAUCGGCGGCCAAAACGUGAGUCAGAGUGCGCACCGAGUUCUCACUGCUCGACUCGGCAGCGAGCUGAAGGGACAGAAUGUCCCAUUACCCGGGUAAUCCUUGUUUGUAAUAAACCAGCGCCCCGCUGCCAGCCCCGGGGUGACAGUGGAGCCACCCUCGCCGAGGGCUUGCGCGAAGGAGGAGUCAUCUCCGCACGCAUAUGCUCCUCAUGAAAUAUCAUUUAUGUUUCUCACCCCGCGCGCAAACGUCUAUCUUGCGACCCGUUUGACCCGGCUUGCAACCCUCCUCGCCAGGCAGCGGAGUAGGCAGCACGAUCCUUAUACAUACGUCUAAUCCGGCUAUGAUUGCCCCGCCGACCGCCUCGUCACGAAAACUCCAUCUCGGCUAUGAGAUGUAGUACACUACCCUUCCUCUGCCUGACCCCAUUCUCCGAGCUCCUUUAAAACGUUUUUUGACGAACCUUGCAACUGCGCAAAGUGAUAAAUUUUUGCGCGUUUCCUCCAUCAUUUUUGUAUUAAAAGUUAACAGCAUUUUUCCCCUAUUCCACACAGCGCAAACAUUGCACAAAUAUUUUAUCAAAACAUUACACUAUAACAUAAUAAUAUUUCAUUUAUACAUUAUAUCAAUAUAUUUUAGCAUGUACAACUUUUAGGAAUUAUAUAUGUCUCUGAAUUCAUUUUUACACGGAAUAAAAAAUUUUUUUCUGUCAAAAUACAUCACAUUUACUUUCGCCUUUAAAUUUAAUUUAAAAAACUUAUCCUUUCAAGAAGGAAUUACUUCAUUAGAAUGACAGAGAAAAAUCUCAUAAUGCUGCGCCUUUUAUUUUUGUGUGGUUUUUUAAUUACAAGAAGUAGAACUCUGUCGCGUCCAUCACCAAGUAGUCGUAAACGCGUUCGCGGAUGAAACGUAAGAUUAUUUUUCACAAUAUUUCUAAAACAGUUAUUUAACAGUUCUAAAAUAAUAUUACAAGAAAAUCUUCACAACGUCUCUAUAUUAUUUUGCAAUGCAAAAUAUGAAAUGUUGCAACGUGUAUUGUAAGAAUGUUGUUGCAAGUUUUUGUGCUGUCCAUACGUGAAUAUGUCAUGGUUAUUAAUCGUAAACUCAGUGGUGCCGAUGAUAAUAAUUUUUCUGUAGAUUACGUUGCGGCGCAUGUCUAUUGACACGGAUCCUUUUUCUUCCCCAGUACAAAAGCGGAGAGAGUCACCAGGGCUAUAAGGGUAGAACGAUCUCAGACGGUCGUCAGGCAACGAACGAGGUUACCAGCCAAUUACUUGACUGAACGGUUUUAUUUGUAUUUAAUUCUUAUUUAAUUUACUUUUUAUGGCCGCGCGCGCACGACCAUGUAGUUUAGCCGUCGCCAUUAAAGAAAUGGAAGGCUUCUUCGUCAUUGCAAAUUAACGGCCAGUCGCGGUCCCCUGUCGAAUGCAAUCAAUGUAGGUAAAAAUGCUAUCCACUGCAGAACUUAGUAUUCGAUAAUGGAAAUUUGCACUUGACAAAAAUGUUAAACAUUUAACUAUACAAAGAUGAACACUUAUUCUACAAAAAAGUUAAUCGGACAGACAAAAUAAUCGUAUAAGAAUUAAUAUAAUCAGAUCAAAUCGGGUCUCAAAUGACGAAAACACUAUUAAUAUUAAUCGAUGACAUAUAAUGC